Naegleria gruberi is the source of this 429-nucleotide messenger RNA. RefSeq lists its product as uncharacterized. Lineage: Eukaryota; Heterolobosea; Eutetramitea; Acrasida; Naegleriidae. The transcript has a single exon. The coding region runs from base 1 to 429 and encodes 142 amino acids. The record is from RefSeq and is a predicted model, not a curated record.
AUGUUCAAAGCCUCUCUGUUAGCCUUCAUGAUGAUUGUUGCUCUUUUUUGUUUGAUAAUUUUUACCGCCAAUUCUGUAAAUUCACAAGAAGAAAAAAGUAGCACAACACCUUCUGCUGCUGGCAAUGUAAAAAGUGGUAUUGUUGUGGAGGAAAUUGGUGAGAGUCCAUUGUUGAAGGAGAAACCAGUCGGAACACCUAAUGUUGCUUCUGUUGAUGGAAAAUCGACAGAUAUUCCAGUCUUGGGAGAGGAUGAAGAUGAUGAUUUUGAGGAUUAUGAUCCUGAUGAUUUUGCAGUUUUGGGUAAUGAAUGGUUGUUGAAGGAAAUUAAGGAAAUUGAGGAACAAAUUCAAACAGUUUCAUCAGAUGAUGAAGAUGUGGGAGAUGUUACUGCUAAAUCACCUGAAGCUAAUGCUACACAAUCUAUUUAA